Molecule: messenger RNA, 438 nt
Organism: Physeter macrocephalus (sperm whale)
Lineage: Eukaryota; Metazoa; Chordata; Mammalia; Artiodactyla; Physeteridae
Gene: TMEM207
Product: transmembrane protein 207
Exons: 5
Coding region: 1-438 (145 amino acids)
Source: RefSeq, a predicted model, not a curated record
AUGUCGAGAUCCAGACUUCUAAGUGUCACUUCGGUGGUCUCAAAAACAGGAAACUUGUGUUUGCCACUAUUCCAGUUGGUGCUAUCGGACUCACCAUGUGAAGAAAACGAAAUGUGCACAAACUAUAAAGAUCAGUACACAGAUGGCUGGUAUAUCUGGUUCUUGCUGCUGAUUUUCCUGGUGGCUCUUCUCUGUGGAGCAGUGCUCUUCUGCCUCCAGUGCUGGCUGAGGAAACUCCAAAAUGGUCCCCGAAGACGCACCAUGGCUGUUUUUGCUGUUGGAGACUUGGACCCUGUUUAUGGGACAGAAGCAUCUGUGAAUCCAACUGUUGGAAUGCACCUUCAAACUCAAAAUCCUGAACUGUAUCAUGUUCCAUGUUUUGGUGCUCUAGGUCCCCCACCUCCAUAUGAAAAAAUUCUAAAAUCAAGCCGAUUUUAG